This is a messenger RNA of Camellia sinensis, 4604 nucleotides long. Lineage: Eukaryota; Viridiplantae; Streptophyta; Magnoliopsida; Ericales; Theaceae. The record is from RefSeq and is a predicted model, not a curated record.
AUGAAAAAUUAAUCAAUGUGUACAUGUGGGCAUCUGAAACUCCAUAUAAAUGGUCCCUCUUAAUGCCCUAGAUUAAUUACACACUUUAAAAAGAUGAUGGUCACUGACAGCUAUGUAGGCAUCUUUCAGUUAUACCUGUAAUUAAUGUACUCUCCCCCAAAUGCUGAAAUUAUUAUUAUUAUUAUUAUUAUUAAACAUGUAAAAAUUUUAGUUGAAAAAUUAAUCAAUGUGUGCAUGUGGGCAUCUGAAACUCCAUAUAAGUUGGUAACUCUUAAUGCCCUAGAUUAAUUACACGCUUAAUAAGAUGAUGGUCACAGCUAUGUAGGCAUCUUUCAGUUACACCCGUAAUUAAAUUACCCACCAUGUUGAAAAUAUUAGGGUUGGUUUGGGAUGUUCUAAAAAAGUGCACUUUUUGACUUAUUGACUUAUAUGGGUUGGGUUUGGAUUGGGUUUGAUGUAAUGGGUUAGAGAGGUGAUGUGAUUUAAAUAAGAUGAUGUGACUUAAAUAAGAUAGUGACUUUUUGACUUUUUGUAUUAUUUAUCCCAAACCAAGCCUUAGUAUCAAAUAGAGAAAUAUUAUGAUAGCGGAAUAUUAUGAUAGCGGAGUUUUUUAAAUAUGAUUUGAGAAUAGACUUGUAUUUUGAGUUUGUGAAUUUGAAAAUUAUGAUUUAAGUGUAUAAAAUUUGUUUGGUUAUGAGUUUUAAAUUGAGUUUUGAGUUGAGUGUUGAAUUGAGUUUUGAAUGUUUGAUGUGACAUGUGAAAUAAGAAAAUUUGUGUGGUUUUUCAAAACUUAAUUCAAAUUGUUAUAACUCAUAACCAAAUACAUUACGCAAAAUUCCAUUGAAAUUCUAAUCAAUAUUCAUAACCAAUUUUUUUUUUAAAUUUAAUUAAAAAAAUUAAUUAUUAACAAAAAACAACAUUAACCAAUUUUUUGAAUUAAAAAUAUUACAAAGAAAAUAAUUUUUUUUUCAAAAUAAAUAUUCAAUUACUGAUUUAAGAUAAUUUUUAGGUCAUGUUUGUUUGGGUGGACAUGAGUUUGAGAUUAGAUUAAUAGUCCAAUAAAAUUAUUAAUCCGAUAUUUGGUUAAACAAUUGGAGUAUAAACUAACAAUCCAUUCUACAUAUGAUAUACUAUUCAAUCCCACAGAGGGGUGAGAUAUAAAUUGGAGGAUUAAGUUAAAGUUUAGACUAUUAGUUCUUCCUUAUAAUCAUAUCGCAAUCCAAACAUAGGAUAUGAUAUACAAUUUAAAGGGAUUCGUAGUCUUAGGAUUAUUAGUCAUGGGAAUGCUAAUUCAAUCUAAUUCAGUUCGCUCAAACAAACUUGGCCUUAUUAUAUAUUUGGUUCAAAUUAUUUUUUUAAAAUAUUUUUGAUUUAAAAUAUAAAAAAUAUAUAUUAUUUUUGUUAAAAAAGUCAAAAGCAAAUUCCUUUCUUUUUUUUCUUUUUUUUUUUUCAAAUAACAGGUGACAUUUGCACCCAAAAAAAAAAAAAAAAGAAAAAAAAAAUUCCGGACAUCUGGGGAGAUGUCUAGGAGGACAUGUCUAGGAGGACCACCAGUAGACCAAAAGCGCUCUUUUGAACAUUCAAAAUUUAAAAACUCACUGUAUUGUUAAGUAGGUUUUCAAAUGAGUUUUGAAAUAUGACUUGGAAUUAAUUUUGGAAAACUUGAACUAAACAAUAUGUUAAAAAUAACUUUGGAAUUAAGAUUUUAGAACUAUACCAAACACAACGUAUAUAUCUCGUACAUAGAUAUUUAUGAAUAGUUCUCUUGUUUAAGAUAAUUAUUAAGAAAUUAGAUUGGCGAUAUAAAAUCCUGAAAUAAACAGGUGAUAUAUAAUUGUUCUUAAUAGAAUAUAUUCUCAAUCAGCAUGGUAUUCUUGUUCCUAAAUUACUAGUCCAUUAAAUUUGUCUUAAUACUCCUUGUGGUACAAUCAUGUCUCUUGAUUUUUAUAUCUUGUUUUUCGCACUACAAAACGUAUGAAUGAUUAAGAGUGCAUUAAAAACAAGAGACAGAUUCUGAGAUACUAAGAUCCAAGCAUCAUCUAUAAUGCCCUCAAUCUCCCUCAUAUUCUUGAAGUACUACGUUGAAGUCUUGAACAUAAAAAUAUUAUUAAUAUAAAUAAAUUCAUAAAAAAAUAUUAAAAAAAAAAACUUUAUUUAGCAUUUCCUAAUCUUUCAAAGUACUUACUCAUUUUGGAACAUCAAAUUGGAAGGGUAUCUCAUCACAUUAUUAAAAGUUCUUAGCUGUAAAUCCCUACUAUUUAUUUGUGCAUUUUCUCAUUCUCUUUGUGUGUGUGUGUGUGUGUUUUGAAAAUGAACACACUCGUUUUGGAUUGAAAUGAUUGGUAUAAUGAUAUACUUUUAUAUAUUAUAUUUGAUUUAUCAUAUAAAUUAUCAGUAUUACUUUUAAUUUGUCCCUCCACUUACGUCUAUUUCUAAUGUAGUUGACAACUUGCAUGAGAAAUCAAAUAUAAUAUAAAAAUUUGAUUAUUAUAAUAUUAUUAUUGUUAUUUAUUUAUUGAAUUUAUACUUGUCAUGACUUGGGGCCUUCAAAUAUGGUGCCAAAAACACGACUUCUAUAAGCCCUUAUUAUGUUCAUGAUUUGUACAUUAAUAUAAUGUCAACAAUAUCUUCUAGCAAUAUAGCUUAAUAAUUUGUCAAAAAAGAAAUUAUUAUUUGGUGAGCACCGUUGUAUAGAUUACGCACAUACAAAAAAAAAAAUUAUAAUGAUUAAUAAGCUUGUUAAUACAACUCCUUUAGCUUAUAUGGGUAAUAUUAAGGACUCAAAACCUGUACCCAAAAAAAAAUUGUUAGAAAAUUUAAUAGUUAUCCACAUUCAUUCAAGAUGUGAACUCUAUUAUAGAAGAGUUGAAUUAAAACCUCACACGGUAUUUUAUUUAGUAUAUUUUUGGGUAUGAAUUUUGUACACAUUUUUACUUUGUCGCUAUCCUGUACUCUUUUACUGUAUUUAUAUCCUAUACUCUCACAAGUCACAAAGCUUAUUAAUAUAACUCAUUUAAUCUUUUAUAUCUAUAUCCCAUACUCCUCAUACUCCUCCUCUUCCUCCUCCUCCUCCCUCCCGCUUUCUCUCUCAACCAUGGAGCACUAUGGCGAGAGAAGUCUAUGCAGCUUCAUAGAUGAAGAGAGGAAAGCCAUACAAUCACCAACUCACCUCUCCUUCAAAACCCUCCAAGAAAUGUCUGAACAAGACAUCCAUUUCAGCCCUACAAGGCCUUCCACACCCUCAACAACUGCCUCAAUGUACUCACUCAUGCCACCACCUAGCCCAGACUCACCCUGGACUCUCUCCCCUCUCCAAACCCCCUCCCCCUCCCUCCUCCACCACUGCAUCGCUUCCCUCCACCGCCAUGACGGCAACAUCUACUCCAUUGCCGCCUCCCGUGGCCUCGUCUUCACCGGCUCCACCAGCAGCCACAUCCACAUCUGGCGGCAGCCGGACUGCAUGGAGAGAGGCUGCCUCAAGGCAAGCUCCGGUGAUGUCCGAGCCAUGUUAGCUUAUGGAAACAUGCUCUUCACUUCACACAAAGACUACAAGGUUAGAGUAUGGAAUAUCACUGCUUCAGAGAGUUUUAGGUCAAAAAAAGUCCGAACCCUACCUAGAAAAAGCUCAUUUCUAUUGUUUCCUAGGGUUAAUAGAAACCAACACAAGGACUGUGUCUCUUGCAUGGCUUAUUACCAUGCAGAGGGACUUCUAUACACCGGGUCAUGGGACAAAACAGUCAAGGUUUGGAGGAUAUCGGACGGUCGAGCUGUGGACUCAUUUGUGGCUCAUGAUGACAAUGUCAAUGCAAUUGUGGUGAAUCAAGAAGAUGGGUGUGUAUUCACUUGUUCAUCUGAUGGUUCAGUGAGGAUUUGGAGGAAAGUAUAUGGACAGAGCUCUCAUACUCUCACCAUGACACUCAAGUUCCAACCGUCACCGGUCAAUGCAUUGGCAUUAGGCACCUCACUCACCUCUUGCUUUCUUUACUCGGGAUCCGCAGAUGGGUUCAUAAAUUUUUGGGAAAAAGAGAAGUUAUCCAGUAGGUUCAACCACGGAGGGUUCUUACAGGGUCAUCGUUUCGCAGUCCUUUGCUUGGUGGCGAUCGAGAAGUUGAUUUUUAGUGGGUCUGAGGACACGACGAUUAGGGUUUGGAGGAGGGAGGAAGGCAGUUGCUUCCAUGAGUGUCUUGCCGUGUUGGAUGCUCAUAGAGGGCCAGUGAGGUGUUUGGCUGCAUCUUUGGAGAUAGAGAAAGUGGUGAUGGGGUUAUUGGUGUACAGUGCAAGUUUGGAUCAAACAUUUAAGGUUUGGAGGAUUAAGAUUUUGCCUGAUGAGAGGAAGAUUUGCUCUGAUGGCGGAAUGGACCACAGUGAUUUGAAGAUGAAGAUCAUGGAGUAUGAGAUGAGUCCUGUGUUGUCUCCUUCAUGGGUAGAGAAGAAGAUUCAAGGUAGUCAUCCUUUUCACUAGAUUGAAAAAAUAAAAAAAUAAAUGCAUGUAUUGUAGAGUCCACACCGAAUUGGUAGCAAUAUAGAUUUGUCCUACCAUUGGUAAACUUGUAAUCAUAUGUAUUCAAAUGCUCCCUAUGCUAUAUACAUAAUCAUUUGAAUAA